CUAGUAUUACUGAUACCGUAAAAACUACUCACAUCACACUCUAUAUAAUGUGCUUGAGCUCUCACUCCAUUUGCUUCAACCAACUCAAGUAGCAUGAAGAAACUUCCCUUUUUUCUUCUUCUCAUUUUGCUACUUGAAAUAAUUUCUGUUGAAUCCCAAAGUCCAGCACUCUUGAAAUAUGUGCUUGAAUGGCCACCUACUUUCUGUAUUAAACUGAAUUCUCAAGAAGAAGGUAGGUGCAAAGAACCAAUUCCUGAACAUGAAUUGACACUCCAUGGCCUUAUGCCUGCAGAUGAAGAAGGAAAUAGCAUUAAAUGUGACCCCGGCGAAGACCCAAAUUGGGAUGAACUGUUUGGACCAAUUGAAGAUGAACUUGUAACAUUCUGGCCAUCACUUAGAGAAGACUUCAGUGAAAGGGACUUAUGGGAGCACGAGUGGCGCGCCCAUGGAGCAUGUGGAGGAACAACACCACAAGAAUACUUUGACAAAGCAAUAGAGAUCAACCACAUGCCUGAACAAGGCAACUUGUUCAAUUACUUGGAAACAAGUGGGAUUAUUGCAAGUGAUAGCUUGGCUUAUCCAAAAGAAGAUAUUGUUGAGGCUGUCCAAAAGGUGUUCACUUCUCCACCCCUUAAUAUUUACCUCACAUGUAUUCCAAUUAAUCCAGAAAAUACUACUCAUGUUUACUUGAAUGAGGUUACCUUGUGCACUAAUCUGCUGGAUGGCACUGAAUACAUUUCAUGUCCUUCAGAAGCUGCUCCAACAAGCUGCCCUGAUGAAGCUCUGAUUAUGCUCCCUCAUCCACAAGCUCAAGGGCUUGAGGAUCCACAAGAGGAUAUCUGGAAGACAGGGAUGGAACGCAUCCUACGUUUGAACGAUCUACCGCUGAAAUUGAUGCUGGCUUAGAAUAAUAAUAAUUUAUUAUUAUUAAGAAAGAGAGAAUGGAAGAUGUUGUGUUAAAAUAAUGCAUAACUAUAUGCAGUGUUAUCUUGAAUAAAAAUUUUAUUCUAUUCUCCUUUUAA
Messenger RNA from Lycium ferocissimum, 1022 nucleotides. RefSeq names its product intracellular ribonuclease LX-like. Bases 94 to 906 code for a protein of 270 amino acids. Lineage: Eukaryota; Viridiplantae; Streptophyta; Magnoliopsida; Solanales; Solanaceae. Gene Ontology annotation, molecular function: RNA binding; ribonuclease T2 activity. Gene Ontology annotation, cellular component: extracellular region. The transcript is spliced from 4 exons. The record is from RefSeq and is a predicted model, not a curated record. Gene Ontology annotation, biological process: RNA catabolic process.